Molecule: messenger RNA, 1294 nt
Organism: Xyrauchen texanus (razorback sucker)
Lineage: Eukaryota; Metazoa; Chordata; Actinopteri; Cypriniformes; Catostomidae
Product: RIIa domain-containing protein 1-like
Source: RefSeq, a predicted model, not a curated record
UCAACAUCAGGUGCUUGGAGACAGUACGCGGGUUAUGGCGGAGAAACUGGAUUUCGGCGCUUUAAGCCCCGAUCAGCUGGAAAAACUGCAUCAGUUCAAGAUCAAGACGAGGAUAGCUAAUGAAAAAUAUUUAAGAUCUCAUCCAGAGGUUGAAAUGUUAUUGAGUGACUUUGUAAGGGAUGUGUUUCUGAAAAGGCCUACAAAUAUUCCUGAAUUUGCAGCAGAUUAUUUCUGCAAUCCAGGACUCAAAGACAUUAAAGCCCAAGUGAAAAUCAAUGAUAUGUGAAAAUACCAAAUUGUGGAUGCUUACAUUUCUCUUUUAAUAAAAGAGAAAAAACUCUGAAAUGUGUGUGUCACAAUCCUUCCAACUGUAUUUUGAAGUAUCUUUACUGUACCUCUUUAUUAUCAGGAAUAAUUAGUGCAUUGGUUGUCAUGGGAGAGGGCAGUCCAUGCUUGUUUGUAUAAUAAUUCCAUGGGGAUAAAAGAUUAAAUUAACUAAAUUGAUCAAGUCUUGCUGUUUUUAAUGUACACUGGAAAAAACUAAAUUAAAUUAAACUGAAGUAAAUUAAAAUGCUCGGGUACAACUGGGCUAAAGGCUCCCUUGGGCAUAAGACUCCUUUUAUUGAAUUUCCUCCCAAAUACUAAAUGGCAAAUACUCACAACAAGACUUUCUUAAACACCUAUUUGUCACACUAUACAUGGCCAUUUGAUCUAAUAUUUAAUUAUUAUUACUAUUUUGUGCAUUUAUAUAGCUCAUUAAAAUCCCUGAAAUUAUCACUGAGACAAAAUACAAAUUCUUUUUUUUUUCAAGUUGAUUUAUAUAAAAAUAAUUUAAUAACUGUCCAACUCGAGAACUGUUGCGAGUGACUCAUUGUACUGCUGACUCGAGAACUGUUGCGAGUGACUCGUUGUACUGCUGACUCGAGAACUGUUGCGAGUGACUCGUUGUACUGCUGACUCGAGAACUGUUGCGAGUGACUCGUUGUACUGUUGACUCGAGAACUGUUGCGAGUGACUCGUUGUACUGCUGACUCGAGAACUGUUGCGAGUGACUCGUUGUACUGCUGACUCGAGAACUGUUGCGAGUGACUCGUUGUACUGCUGACUCGAGAACUGUUGCGAGUGACUCGCUGUACUGCUGACUCGAGAACUGUUGCGAGUGACUCGUUGUACUGCUGACUCGAGAACUGUUGCGAGUGACUCGUUGUACUGCUGACUCGAGAACUGUUGCGAGUGACUCGUUGUACUGCUGACUCGAGAACUGUUGCGAGUGACUCGUUGUACUGCUGACUCG